AUGUUUGACUUUGCAGCGAUCGUCUCUUUUGGAGGGCUGCUUUAUUGGACCAGCGGACCGCUUUGUAAAACAUACCUGAAUUAUACAAGCGAAUUCAUCCGCAAGGUUCUUAUCGAAUCUACAAUUUCAACAUCCGAGAAGCAUUACAUUACUUCCGACAAUAAGCAGGCAUUUCAGUGGCUGAUUGAUGAGAAAAGGAAACUCAUUUUUUUGGUAUUUUGUACCUAUGUUAAUGCCCUGUCUACAAUUUCAAAUCUGGAGCUUAUCGAUUCUUUUGGAAUCGGUAGUAAAGGCUAUCCAGCCAUUUCAGAUUAUGUACAGAAAUAUUUAAAUGAAUCCAUUUAUAAUAUAUUGAAAGUAUCGAGUGUAUCCUGUGCCGGGGAUCAAAUCGAGUGCAUAGAAACUCCAAUUUGCUUACAAGAUGCAGAACCCAAACCCUCCUCAGACCCUGCCAAUCGACAGGCGAAACAACCGCUACGAAGGUCAAAGAAAAUUAAUCGAAAAUGGGACGAUCCUUAUUAUAAUGGAGAAGAUAACGAUCUUUCCGAGCUGAAUUUUGGCUCUGAGGAUCAGACGGACCAAAAUAUUCAAACCUCCUCGAUGAUUUCAUUGACCGGUAUCGGGGAGGAAGUUCCAGAACUUAGGAAGGCCUCAUCAAAAGCUUUAUCCCCAAAUUCUGGAAUACUGUCUUCCUUGUGGGGAAAGAUAAAUGAAAUCAGCGGAAUUUCAAAAUGCCUUUCCCACGAAAACCUCGCCUCCCCUCUUUUAACCCUAAAGGAAUCGCUAAUUGCAAAAAAUGUUGCCGAGUCUGUGGCUUCUGAGGUUUGCUCUGCCGUAGAGAGGAAAUUAGUAGGAAAAGAGCUUUCUGCAUUUUCGGCUUCAGGAUCCCUAAAUACAAUCAUAAGGGAUGCCACCUCCCUAAUUAUCCAGCAAAUACUUACACCAUCAGACGACAGUAGAUUUUCCAACGACAUUUUCCUCGGAAUGGCUGAGGCAAAAGAGCAAGGACGUCCUUUUGUAGCUGCCCUUGUUGGGGUAAACGGGGUUGGAAAAUCUACUUCGCUUUCGAAGCUUGUAUACUGGACUCUUCAAAGGGGAUUUCGAGUAUUGGUUGUCGCUGGUGAUACUUUCCGAAGCGGGGCUGUGGAGCAGCUUUCCGUUCACGUUAAGAAUCUCUCCAAAGUGGGUUCUGUCACUCUGUUUGAGCGUGGAUACGGAAAGGAUGCUGCCUCGUUGGCAAAAGAAGCAAUACAACAUGCCAAAGCAAAUGCAAUUGAUGUCGUCUUUAUCGAUACAGCUGGUCGCAUGCAAGACAAUACGCCGCUUAUGAAGUCUUUGGCAAAAGUGAAGUCGCUUCUAAUCUCAAUCGCCAAUCCGGAUAGAAUUAUUUUCGUCGGAGAGGCCCUUGUGGGAAAUGAAGCAGUCGAUCAGCUGCUCAAGUUCAAUGCAUCUUUGAUUAAAGAUGCACCGCUAUCCUCGCCCACAAGUAGACCGAGGAUAAUCGACGGCAUCGUUCUGACAAAAUUUGACACCAUUGAUGAUAAGGUUGGUGCCGCAGUAUCGAUGGCACACAUAUCGGGAGCACCGAUUCUAUUUGUCGGAGUUGGCCAGACCUAUUUAGAUCUUCGCAGAUUGAAUGUGACCUCUGUGGUGGAUUCUCUUCUCGGAGUGUAG
This is a messenger RNA of Mitosporidium daphniae, 1674 nucleotides long. RefSeq lists its product as uncharacterized. Gene Ontology annotation, cellular component: endoplasmic reticulum membrane. The record is from RefSeq and is a predicted model, not a curated record. Gene Ontology annotation, molecular function: GTPase activity; signal recognition particle binding; GTP binding. Bases 1 to 1674 code for a protein of 557 amino acids. Gene Ontology annotation, biological process: SRP-dependent cotranslational protein targeting to membrane. NCBI's taxonomy places the organism in Eukaryota, Fungi, Microsporidia. The transcript has 5 exons.